Pygocentrus nattereri (red-bellied piranha) is the source of this 3979-nucleotide messenger RNA. RefSeq names its product calcium-activated potassium channel subunit beta-2 (gene s100p). Bases 589 to 1359 code for a protein of 256 amino acids. Gene Ontology annotation, biological process: detection of calcium ion; potassium ion transport. NCBI's taxonomy places the organism in Eukaryota, Metazoa, Chordata, Actinopteri, Characiformes, Serrasalmidae. The transcript has 6 exons. The record is from RefSeq and is a predicted model, not a curated record. Gene Ontology annotation, molecular function: potassium channel regulator activity; calcium-activated potassium channel activity. Gene Ontology annotation, cellular component: membrane; voltage-gated potassium channel complex.
GGAGGCUCAGAGCAGCGAGUGCUCCCUCUCCCCUCACUCUCCCCUCUCUCGCCCCUUCACUUGCACUGCUGGGGAUCAAUGGCAUGGUGGGCGCUCCUCUCCCUCUCCCACCACUCUCCUCAUUAUCCCCCCAUCCCGCUGCUCGCCGCCUAUGAAUAGUCAAUAACAAACAAGCGGGAAGGAAAUGAGGCAGCAGAUGAAGGCGGCCCUGCCGAUUGAUGUGCGCGGUGUUUGUGGAGAGCCGCUUUAUUCAGGUGGACAGACUUCACUCCACUGGAGGAUUAUCCUUUGAUCGCUUUCACCUGCUUUUCACUCUUUUUCUCUGGAAAAAGGAUCUCUUUACUGUGGUUUAUGAUUCCUGGGUUUGGGCUUUUUUGAAACUUGAUCAAGAAGGACAUUUUAUUGACGGAGACAUUACUUUGCCUGCUUAAGUUAGGCUUGAGGUUAACCAAGCUCUUGUGCUUGGUGGAGUGUCUUGGGACAGUGUGAAGGACCUGGAUUCAGGAGGAGAGACGUGCUUGUCUAUUGUCCAAUCAAUCCGUAGCCAGUGCUUUGGAGAGAGCCGGACAUAGUGGAGCAGCUGGGAGGAUGUUCCUGUGGGCUGGAACCAAAGGAGCUCAGAGACCAAACGAAAGAAGAACCAUUUAUCAGAAGAUCAGGGAGUAUGACAUUCUGGACAAGAGGAAGACUGUGACUGCUCUAAAGGCUGGAGAGGACAGAGCCAUUCUCCUGGGUCUCAGCAUGAUCUUCUUUUCUGUCAUGAUGUACUUUGUCCUGGGCAUCACAAUGGUGCGCUCUUAUUCAGACAGUGUGUGGACGGAGGAGUCGAGUUGCACAGUGUUAAACUCUAGUAUAAUUGCGGAGAUUAACUGCAGCUACAGCUGUGGUGCAGAGUGUUGGAAAAGCUCCAGAUAUCCGUGCCUGCAGGUGUACGUCAGCCUGAACUCUUCCGGCCGUGUCCUGCGACUCUCCCACAAUGAGGAGGCCCAGGAGGCCAACCCCGAGUGCUUCUAUGUCCCUAAGUGCCGUAAGGAUCACGCGAUGAUGCACACCUUGGUGGUGAACAUCUCAGAGCGGCUGAAGACGCAGCACCAGGUCCCGUGCUACUAUGACCCAGCUGAGCAGCAGGACAGCGUGCUGUUGACCCGUCUUUAUGGCAGUAGCGCUAUAUUUUCCUCACUCCUGUGGCCCACAUGCACACUCGUGAUGGGCAUGCUCAUUGUCGCCAUGGUAAAGCUCACUCAGUACCUCUCCAUCCUUUGUGAACAGAUAAGCCGCAUUAAAAGGACUGGUCUUUCUCCACUUGCAGAUGCCUUGCCCUCCCUGGACAGUGCUAAGAAGGGCAACAGCAUGGUUUGAAAGGUUAACGGUCAAAGAUGGUGAUUCUCUGAAAUGAUUCUCUGCCAAUCUCAGUUUUCUACACCUUCAAAAGAAGAGCGAUCAUAUCAGGGCCGUGACGUAUGAUCUGCCUACCUAUUUACUUUGGUAACCGGUCCAAGGUGUAGUGACAAGGACAGGCUUUUGUCUGGGGUCUUCUCAAACAUUCUCAGAUGCUAGAAACUGGAAUUACCCAACACACACUGGAUGGAGUCCAUCUGCCUGCAACCUAAAGCCAUGUAUGCUGUGGAGUGUCGAAUGGAGCUACAAUAAGUUCCUGCCAAGAAACUGCCACUGGUUAGCAUAUCUCCUGAACAGUUGACUUUCAUAUAUUACACUUGGAGAAACUGGAGCCCACUGACAAUGUGAACAUGCUUCAGGACUUUCUGUGGAAAAAAGUACUGCAGCAUUUAAGGUCAAAUGUAGCAAACUGAGAAAUGACCCAAAGAACAAUUUCCAUUCUCAACUUAAAAAGCACAAAUCUGUAAUCGAGUGAUAAUGCUGUUGCAUGUAAUAAUGUGAAUGAUGCAGUUAAUUACAGCUCUUAUGCUCUGUUCACAUCUUAUCGAGCCACAUAUUGAUGGUUACAUGUCCAGUCAUUUCCACAAAGAUGGCAAAUUCCACUUAAAACUUGUGUUAUUUGUUAAAAAUCAAUAGCUUAUGCAUCAGUAAGUACAGUAAUGGAGUUGGCGCUUGCCUAAUGACUCUUUUAGGGUGUAAUUAUUUCUUUUAUAGGAAGAAUCUCAAGAAGCUGGCUCAAGAAGUCCUGAAAUAAAUUAUAACACAGAUGAAACUGUCAACUGGGUCAAGAACAUUUAUUAACAUGUUAUUAUUCUUUUAAACAUAGUGUUACAUUCAGCUCUAUUGCUGAGGUAUUAGAUAUGUUCUAUUUACUGCCACAAACAUGACAGUCAAAGUGAUCUAACGUUGAUUUGGGUUAAGUAAGUUAAGUUAAACUGUAAUGGUAAACUCUGAACAUGGUAAUAGAUGGGCUACAGUUUCUAACUGUACACCAGCAAGUAGCCAGUGAGUAUGGAUCAGUUUUUCAAGUGGAUGGUUUUUGUCCAGAAAUCUACUUUUCGUUAUCUGAUGGUGGGCACUGUAAUCUCUGAAGAACCCUUAGUGUGAUAAAUCAUAUCAAAGCCUGUGAUGAACACAGCAGAAAAAAAACUCACUCUCUUAGAACCUUCUACUGAUCUGUGGGCAGUCUAACAAGAAAUAACGACUUGUGGUGCAGUUCAAAGGUAAGGCCUCAGCAUGUGCAUAUGAUGUCGCAGGGUGAUUUCAGGAGCUGUUGAUUCAGUUGUCCUUGCAAGAUGGAUUUGCUAUGAAUGGUACCUGAGUCUUGUCUUGAAAGGGCACCUUUUAAAAGUGCAAUCAGCUGACUGGUUGUGAUGAAACGGCCAGAGUCGGAGACUAAUCAGAUGGCUGCUCUGCCCAUCCAUGCGACAUCCAUCCCAGCCUCCCUGACAGCUGCCUCACAUACCAACCCCUUUUAUGCUGAGAUGGAGUUUCAUAGACAUAAUUAUUUUUAAAACAAGAAAGAAAGCACAGCUGGAUGGUGCCAUAUUGUUUGAAGCUGAAGAGACCAUUUCCACAGAAUUUCAUAUUGACGGAAUAUAAAUGGGGCUGCUUUUUAAGACACAGGAUCAUUCACACUUGCCUAGCGGAGUGUUUGAGAGAAUCAUAUGUUGACUGUGUAAUUUUCUGUCUUGCUCUUUCUCUCUCCAUCGCUCUCUCUCUUUGAGUCCAUUUGCAAUGACACACUAUUAGUCCUCCUCUCCAGUUGAUGAGACCUGCAUUGUGAAGAGGUUUAUGGGGUCUGGGAAAUGAGGGAUUGCUCAUAAACCAUUGUGUGGUAACAAGUGACCAGAUGAAACAAUUUCACAUCGAAAGCAAGUGUGGCAAAUUAAGUGACUGGCAUUUGUUAAGUGAAACUUCGUCUACGCCGUUUACUGUGCAUGUUAGAAAAGCCUUAUUAGUCUGAUUAGAAUGCUUCAUUUAUCUGAGAAUCCAGGGAAUAUCCACCUUAUGGUUGUAUUUCAAGAUUAUGACUGAAACAUCCAGUCAGAGAAUGGAAAUGUCGUGCCAGUGUGCCAGAAUGUGCCAACUUUUUAUUGUUUUAUAUCUUAUUAAUGUCAUUCUGGGACAACAUCCAGUUUGUUUAAAGUGAAGCUGAAAGUACAGCAGUGCUACGAGCAUAAACCUCUCAAGAAAGAGAUGUGCUUAAAAGGGGAUUUAAAGGGGAUUCAUAAAGUUCUAGGCCUUUCCUGAAUGCUCUUUUUAUACCCAAGCAUGAAUGUAUCACCAGUUUAAGGUGUUUACUGAACAUUUCACAGUAUAUCUCAUCUUAAAUUGCCUCAUCCCUGUUUUUGGAACAUGUUGCAGUCAUCAGUCUCAAUCAACAAUGAAGCUGUUAAGGUCAGACAUUCAUUAUCUUGUCUUUGUACUGGUUUGUUCAAAUACGGGUCAAAGUACAUUUAUAAAUCAGUGUUUUUUUAUUUCCUUUUUAUCUGCUGUCCCAACAUGUUUGAAAUUUGCACCUGCCUGUUAUAGAGUUUAAAAUGACUUCAAUUUAAUUAAAGCUGACCUCAAAAUCUAA